AUAUCUUUGAUCUCCACGUUGACGGCCUGUGGCGUCAGCUGGUGGGCGGAGCUGACUGCGGACCAAAACAUCGAUUUUAAGAAGCUGAAGAAAAGUAACAGGUCCCUCCACCGACCACACACUCCGAUUCCAGCCAACAGAGAGCCGCUGCACUGCGGAGAAAAUGUCUUUGGGCUCCGGGAGCAGGAGCACGGAACCAUGGGGAAGCUUCGACGAUAACCUCAUCCAGGGAGGUGGUGGCUCGGCCGUCAUCGACAUGGAGAACAUGGACGACACAUCAGGCUCGAGCUUUGAGGACAUGGGUGAGAUGCACCAGAGGAUGAAGGAGGAGGAGGAGGUGGCGGCUGAGGCCGCCGCCACCGAGGACGAUGCCACCACCGACGGAGAGUUCUUGGGCAUGAAGGGGUUAAAGGGCCAGCUGGGCCGGCAGGUGGCUGAUGAGGUGUGGCAGGCAGGGAAGCGUCAGGCCUCCAGAGCCUUCAACCUGUAUGCUAACAUCGACAUCCUGCGGCCGUAUUUCGACGUGGAGCCAGUACAGGUGCGCCACAGGCUGAUUGAGUCCCUCAUACCUGUCCGUAUGAUCAACUUCCCCCAGAAGAUCGCAGGUGAGCUGUACGGGCCUUUGAUGCUGGUCUUCACUCUGGUGGCGAUCCUGCUGCACGGCAUGAAGACAUCAGGGACAGUCAUCAGAGAGGGCACGCUGAUGGGCACCGCCAUUGGGACAUGUUUUGGUUACUGGCUUGGCGUAUCCGCCUUCAUCUACUUCCUGGCGUACCUGGUCAAUGCUCAGAUCACCAUGCUGCAGAUGCUCUCCCUGCUGGGUUACGGCCUGUUCGGUCCCUGCAUUGUUCUCCUCAUCACCUACAACAUCCACUUCCACUUCCUGUUCUACGGGCUGUGGCUGCUACUUGGCGGGCUGUCCACGCUGCGCAUGGUGGCGGCGCUGCUCUCUCGGACCGUGGGUCAGACACCGCGGCUGCUCCUCUGCGGGACGCUGGCGCUGCUGCACAUGCUCUUUCUGCUCUACCUGCACUUCAACUACCACACCAUCGUAGAAGGGCUGCUCGACUCUUUGGAAGGACCCAACAUGGCUUCUAUGCAGCGAGUGGCCAGAGAUGUGCCCGAGGUGACGCUCAACGCCACUGCCAGGAUCCCGGGCACCCUGCUGAGGAUCCGCUGAGGGACGGGGACGGGUCCCACUCAGUCUUCUGUUUAUUUCUGGAAAACUUACACACACUUCUGUGGUGUGUGUGUGAGAGAAGGUGCAGCAGCUGUUGGAGCUCUCGGACUCCUCCUGCUGCUCCUGAUCUUUGAUUUGAGUCUCUGUGUUUGGUUUUUACUCUGAACGUUCCUCUGACUUUCUGUUUGUAUUUGCCUGGUUUCUGAUUAUUGAUUAUUGGUUCUGUAAAUAUGGGAUAAUAAAGUUUAAUCACUCCGAA
Messenger RNA from Archocentrus centrarchus (flier cichlid), 1439 nucleotides. It is a transcript of the gene yipf3, whose product is annotated as Yip1 domain family, member 3. Lineage: Eukaryota; Metazoa; Chordata; Actinopteri; Cichliformes; Cichlidae. The record is from RefSeq and is a predicted model, not a curated record. The coding region runs from base 164 to 1180 and encodes 338 amino acids. The transcript has 9 exons. Gene Ontology annotation, cellular component: Golgi apparatus.